AUGCUUUACAUUCACCGCUUCUCAAUUUUCGAUAAUCCUGAGGUUUCUAAAGAAGAUAAAAUUUCACAAUCAGACUUCCACCAACCCUUGCAAGAGGGUCAAGGGGACAUAACUUUAUCUCAAUUACGUGCAGAUAUAGAGGAGAAUAAGUUAAAAUUAUCAGAAAUGAGAGAUCGACAAUCUUCUAAAAAUUUUUAUGGAAAAAUAUUAACCAUAUUUAUUUGCUUGAUACUUAUAUUUUUAUUUUAUCGAAUUCUCCGAUUUGAACAUGUUUUCAACCAGUGGAAGGAUAUGGAGAAAUACGGUUCGUAAGGAACAAAAAUCACAAGGAAAACUCUGAGAGCAAAAAAGGG
Meloidogyne enterolobii is the source of this 353-nucleotide messenger RNA. The record is from the annotation of a GenBank genome assembly. NCBI's taxonomy places the organism in Eukaryota, Metazoa, Nematoda, Chromadorea, Rhabditida, Meloidogynidae.